Messenger RNA from Andrographis paniculata, 2598 nucleotides. RefSeq names its product pentatricopeptide repeat-containing protein At5g16860. Bases 76 to 2523 code for a protein of 815 amino acids. Gene Ontology annotation, biological process: RNA modification. Lineage: Eukaryota; Viridiplantae; Streptophyta; Magnoliopsida; Lamiales; Acanthaceae. The transcript has a single exon. The record is from RefSeq and is a predicted model, not a curated record. Gene Ontology annotation, molecular function: RNA binding; protein binding; zinc ion binding.
CCGUCGCAGCGCCGCCGCGCUCGCGCUCCGGCCGAUCAUUUUCAGCCGGUGUUCGUCGUCGUCUUCCGACUAACAAUGUUACCCCUCGUACGAGUCCGAGCUCAUCUACCCCUUCCACUCACACCAACCAGUAUCGCUGCCAGAAUACUCUCCGAUUACAUUUCCUCUGAUCGGCACUCCGAUGUGCUCUCCCACCUCAAAUGCACGCCUCCGUCUCGUUCCCUGGUGUUUUACUGGAACAAUCUCAUCAAGCGGAGCUUGUCCGAGGGGAAACAGAGGAUGGCCCUCCACCUCUUCGACGAAAUGCGGAGGCUUUCUUGGAUACCCGAUGACUACACUUAUCCUUACGUUUUCGGCGCCUGUGGUGAUCUUUCUUCGCUGAUCACUGGAGAAUCAGUCCACGCGCUCGCACUCGUCUCAGGUUAUACAAACUGCAACGUGUUUGUGGACAAUGCUGCCAUUUCAAUGUACGGCCGGUGUGGGGAGAACGACAAAGCACAGAAGCUGUUCGACGAAAUGCUCAAGUGCGGCGUCUUCGACAGGAUCUCUUGGAAUUCGAUUAUAUCUGUGUAUGUACAGAGUGGUGAGUUCAAAAAAGCUUUACUGAUGUUCGAAAAAAUGGUUUCUAGAGGAGAUGCAGCGCUGAAGGCAGACGCCAUUAGCUUAGUGAAUGCACUUCCAUCUUGUGGUUCUGUAAAAUCUUGGAGGAGAGGAAUGGAGAUUCACGGGUAUGCAAUUAGGACAUGUUUGAUUGAAGAUGUGUUUGUGGGCAAUGCUGUUGUAGAUAUGUAUGCCAAAUGUGGAUUGAUGGAUGAAGCCAAGAACGUGUUCGAAAGAAUGUCGGUGAAGGAUGUGGUGUCCUGGAAUGCACUGGUUACAGGGUACUCUCAGAUUGGCAGAUUUGAGGAUGCUUUUGGACUGUUUAGGAGGAUGAGGGAGAAAAAAAUUGAGCUAAAUGUGGUGACAUGGAGUGCUGUAAUAGCAGGAUAUGCUCAAAGAGGGCUCGGCCAUGAAGCACUCGAUGUUUUUAGGGAGAUGGUGGCGUCUGGUUCACAAUCGAAUGCAGUUACCCUUGUCUCGGUUUUAUCCGGUUGCGCAGCAGUCGGGGCGUUGCCUUGUGGUAAGGAGACUCACUGUUAUGCGAUCAAACAGUUUCUGAAUCUAAAAGGUAAUGAGCGAGGCGACGAGAUGAUGUUGAUCAAUGGAUUAAUAGACAUGUAUGCCAAGUGCAAGAGUUUCAAGACUGCGCGAUCGAUUUUUGAUUCGAUUGAAAGGGGAGAUAGGAGUGUGGUGACUUGGACCGUCAUGAUCGGUGGAUACGCUCAGCAUGCGGAAGCUAGCGACGCAUUGGAACUGUUUUCCGAAAUGUUAAGGGAUGAGCGAAGAAUGAUGCCGAAUGGGUUCACUAUAUCUUGCGCAUUGGUGGCUUGCGCCCGUCUGGGUGCUCUUAGGUUUGGUCGAGAAAUUCAUGGUUACGUUCUACGCAAUCGAUAUGGAGGGGCUAUGCUAUUCAUCUUAAAUUGUCUAAUCGACAUGUAUGCAAAAUCCGGGGAUGUAGAUGCAGCGCGGAGAGUGUUUGAUAGCAUGGCGAAGAGGAACGAAGUCUCGUGGACUUCUAUGAUGACUGGAUACGGAUUGCACGGUCGUGGCGAGGAAGUUCUCCAAAUUUUCGACGGGAUGAGAGCUGCCGGUUUGCCUGUCGACGGAGUGACUUUUGUCGUUGUACUUUAUGCAUGUAGCCACUCCGGAAUGAUCGAUCUGGGUAUCGACUACUUCAACAAUAUGGAAAGAUAUUUCGGAGUUGUUCCUGCCGUCGAGCACUAUGCGUGCAUGGUCGAUUUAUUGGGUCGCGCCGGUCGAAUGAAUGAUGCUAUGAAGUUCAUUCAGGACAUGCCGAUGGAGCCAAAUCCUAUAGUUUGGGUGUCACUGCUCAGUGGUUGCAGACUUCACGGGAACGUCGAACUCGGGGAGCACGCUGUCGAUAAGCUGUUAGAACUUGGCUUUGAGAAUGACGGCCUGUACACGCUGCUCUCUAACAUAUACGCCGGCGCUAGGCGAUGGAAAGAUGUCGCGAGGACUCGAUCGUUGAUGAAGCAUUCGGGGAUCAGGAAGAGACCCGGCUGCAGCUGGGUACAGGGUAAGAAAGGGACAGCUACCUUCUUUGUUGGCGACAAAUCUCAUCCGAUGGCUGAAGAGAUAUAUAGCCUCCUUGACGAUCUGAUACAUCGGAUUAAAGCCAUGGGGUAUGUACCUGAGACGAACUUUGCUCUUCACGACGUUGACGAGGAGGAGAAAGGGGAUCUGCUUCUCGAACACAGCGAGAAAUUGGCCCUUGCUUACGGCAUUCUUACGACGUCUCCUGGAAUGCCUAUUCGGAUCACCAAGAACUUACGUGUGUGCGGAGAUUGCCAUAAAGCUUUUACCUAUAUAUCGAGGAUCAUCGAACAUGAAGUCAUACUCAGGGACUCGAGCCGGUUCCACCAUUUCAAGAAUGGAUCCUGCUCCUGCAAAGGGUAUUGGUAAGAGAGUCAUCCCUUCGAUUGGGGAACUCCUGCAAAGACUAGUUCAGAUCAAAUAUAUAUAUAUAUAUAUGAUUCC